Molecule: messenger RNA, 3441 nt
Organism: Closterium sp. Naga37s-1
Lineage: Eukaryota; Viridiplantae; Streptophyta; Zygnematophyceae; Desmidiales; Closteriaceae
Source: the annotation of a GenBank genome assembly
AUGGGCAAGCCCUGUCCACCACCGGGGACGGCGCCCACGCCAGCCGUGCGAUGGCGAGCGAUCGCUGUCGCGUGCGCAAGCCUGUGUCUGCUCACCCACCUGCACCUCGUCGCCUGCCAGACUGCCACCGGCGGCGGCAGUAGAGGCGGCGGCGGCGGCGGCGCGUCGCUGAACUACACGGACGCGCUGGUGAAGUCGAUCCUCUUCUUCGACGCGCAGCGGUCGGGUCGCAUCAGCGGAGCCGGCGCGCGCAUGCCCACGAGCGUCGCAUGGCGCAACAACUCGGGCCUCGGCGACGGCGCGGCGCAGAUGGUGGAUCUGGAGGGCGGGUACUACGAGGGCGGCAGCAACGUCAAGUACGGGCUGCCCGCCGCCUUCGCCACCACCAUGCUCGCCUGGAGCCUCAUCGACUUCCGCCGCCACCUCGAGGCGGCCGGCGGCGCCGCGCAGCUGGCGGCGGCGCGCAACGCGCUGCGGUGGUCGACGGACUACCUGGUGAAGGCGCACACGGGGAUGAACGAGCUGUGGGCGCAGGUGAGGGGGGGGAGAGGAGAGGGAGAGAGGGAGGGGGAAGAGGAGGGGGGGAGUGAGGCGGGUCCGCCAACGACUGAGGAUUUUACCAGUGGUUGGCUUCAAGGCGCUGCGUUGUUGUCUGAGCGGCACGCUCUGCUGGUGGGAGACCCGGUGGCGGAGAGCGCGUGCUGGCAGCGGCCGGAGGACAUGAGCACGGCGCGCACGGCGUACCGCGUCAACGCCUCGCACCCGGGAUCAGACCUCGCCGCGGAAACCGCCGCCGCCCUCGCUGCCGCGUCGCUGGCGCUGAGGCCCGUGGACGGCAGCUACGCCAGCACGCUGCUGGGCCACGCGGAACAGCUGUUCGUGUUCGCGGACACGUAUCGCGGCAGCUACAGCGACGCGGUGCCGCAGGCGAGGCGCUUCUCCACGAGCGGCGAGGGCAGCAGCUACCAGGACGAGCUGGCGUGGGCGGCGGUGUGGCUGCACCGCGCCACGGGGUACGCCGUGUAUGUGGACUACCUGGCGGCCAACGACGCGUGGAUAGGCGGCUCGGAGCAGCUGCAGCUGGAGAUGAGCUGGCAGCACAAGCUGCCCGGCGCGCAAGUGCUCAUCGCGCAGGUCGCUCCCACGCCCACCCCGGCCUUCGCUCCACUCCUGCCGCUUCCCUACCCCACUUCCCCCUACCUGCUCCCCCCUCCGUGCCCGCAGAUGAUGCUGCAAGGCGUGCCCGCGGCGCUCUCGGCCAGCGUGGCGACCAUGGCGGUGCUGGAGGGGUACCGCGGCAUGGCGGACCUCUUCGUGUGCGCGCACAUGCCCGCCAACCCCCUGCGCGCCGUCUACACCACGCCCGGGGGGCUGCUGCACGUGCGCGCCAGCAACGCGCAGCUCGCGCUCGCCGCCGCGUUCCUGCUCGCGCUGCACUCGGACUCGCUCGCGGGCAGUGGGCAGGCAGUGCAGUGCGAGGGAGUGACGUUCAAGCCGCCCGCCAUCCUGGCCUUCGCCCAGUCGCAGGUGACACAUGCACGGCGCCCCACAGUGGCUCCCAUCUCCCACGCUGAUCGCCACAUGCACCUGUCAAGCUGUGCCGUUUGCACCGCCUCCCACUCCGGCCCAUGCGCUACUGCUGCAACUGUGGACUACCUGCUGGGGAACAACCCCCUGGGCCUCUCCUUCAUGCUCGGCUUCGGCUCCUCCUUCCCCCUGCGACUGCACCACCGCGCGGCGUCCAUCGUGUCAUUCAACGUGAACAGCACGCAGGUCACGUGUGAGGGCGGCGUGGCGGAGUGGCUCAACCGCGACGCCGCCAACCCCAACGUGCUCGUGGGCGCCAUCGUGGGCGGGCCCGAUGCGGUGAGUGCAGCCCACGUGGGGCAGCGUGCAAGCGCCCAGAGCGAUGCGUUCCAGGACUCGCGGGUGCUGCCGUCCUUCACAGAGCCAUCCGCCUGCGCCAACGCACCCGCCGUCGGCCUCCUCGCCAGACUCGCUGCUGGCGCCCUGCCCCCCGCACCCCCUCCACCACCCUUCCCCCCUGCACCCCCCUCCCCCCCUCCACGCCCACCCGCCUCCCCGCCUCCUCUCUGUUCCGCAUCCUCCUUCUUCUGCCCGUCGCCCCCUCCUGUCGCUCCCACACCCCCAUCGGGUGCUACUGUGGACCCAGCAGCGCUGGUGACGGUGGCGUGUGAGGUGACGGGCGGGUGGGAGCAGUACGGCGAGCAGCAGAGCCGGUGGUCGUGCCAGGUGGCCAACACGGGCAGCCCCUUCCCCGUGCGCGACUUCCACCUGCGCUGCCAUGACUUUGAGCCCUCACAGGCGUGGAACAUGGACGCGCUCUCCUGCCAGCUGCCCUGGUGGGCCACACAGCUCGCCCCCAACGAGUCCAUCUCCUUUGGCUUUGUGCAGUCCGCUGCUGUCGUCCCCGCCUUCACUGUCCACUCCCUCGUCUCACUCGCCCCGCCUCCACCACCCUCCCCCCCUCCCUCCCCCCCUACCCCGCCCAAUCCUCCUCCCAGGCCUCCCCCCAGUCCUCCCCCCAGAACUCCUCCCAAUCCGCCCCCUAAACCUCCUCCCAGUCCUCCCCCUAAACCUCCCCCCAAUUCUCCCCCCAGACCUCCCCCCAAUCCUCCCCCCCGACCUCCCCCCAAUCCACCUCCCUCACCCCCGCCCCGUCCCCCAUCCCCACCACCUGUGCCUCCCCCUAGCCCCCCAUCACCUCCCCGUCAACCCCCCUCUCCUCCCCCUCAGCCCCCACCCUCUCCACCUCAGCCCUCUUCCCCUCCCCCUAAACCGCCGUCACCUCCCCCCAAGCCCCCAUCCCCUCCCCCCAAGCCCCCAUCCCCUCCCCCCAGGCCCCCAUCCCCUCCCCCUAAGCCUCCAUCCCCUCCUCCUCGCCCCCCCAGCCCUCCCCCCAAGCCCUCCCCUCCUCCAAAGCCCCCUCCGUCUCCCCCGAAGCCCCCUUCCCCACCCCCGCGCCCACCGCCACCACAAGCAGCAAAGCCACCGCCCUCCCCUCCUCCUCGGCCCCCACCCAGUCCGCCUAAGCCUCCCCCAAGGCCUCCUCGCCCCCCUCCUAAACCCCCUCGCCCCCCUCCUAAACCCCCUCGCCCCCCACCCCCCCCACCCCCAAAGCUUUCAAGCGCGCAAGGGGGGAGCAGCCCCAAAGCACCAAAAUCCGGUGAGGAGAAGGUGAAGCCGCCUCCGAAGAAAGGCAAGAGGAAGAGUCCCCCACCCCCACACAGCAACGCCAGCAAGCACCCACCCCCGCCUAAAAGCAGCAAGCCCAAGAAGAACCCUCCCCCAGGUGGUUCCAAGAAGGAUGGAGCGAAGAGGAGGCGCCCGCCCCCUCCCCCUCCGCUCAAGAGCACUAGAAUGAAGCAGAAGCUUCCACCUCCUCCACCACCAUCUCCUGUGAAAAAGCCCGCUCGAUAA